AUGCAAGAUGAGAAACUGCAGGACAAGAUAAACCAGCCUGUGAGCAAAGUCAUCGAGCGGAACCGACUUAAAACGGUAUUAAAAAACUUGUCCCUCUUGAAGCUAUUCAAGAGCUCAAAUAGCCGGAUCCAAGAACUCCAUAGGCUGGCCAGAAGGUGCUGGAAUUCAAUGCUCAGAGUUCCACAGAUCCUGCAAAUCUCUUCUAGGGACAAGGACAAAGGGAAACAAAAUAACCCAGAGCUCCAAGAGGUCAGGGUCCUGGAGAAGAAACCGGAUUCUAAGAAGGCAGAGUCCAUGAAGAUAUCUAAGCGGCAAGCAUCCAAGGAGUGGAAACCCAAGCAAGGGUCCAAGGGGUCAGCUGCAGCCAUGACAUGGAGGAAAACGCAGAACAAGUCUAAAGUCUCCAAGACAUCAAAGAGUCGUGGCUUGCGAACCAGAGCCCAGAAGAGGAAAGCGUACGUCAAGAAGCCCCGGGUUGUCUUCUUGAAGACCUACCAUCACAGAACUCCCAUGGGGGACAGGAAGCCACUGGAUAUGACUGACCAGUUGGUCUGGUUUGAGGGGCUCCCCACACGCAUACACAUUCCAGGGCGCCGGAUCAUGUGCAGAUCGUCUACCUUACGGUGCCUCAAGCGUUCCUGCACCCGUUUCUGCUCGGCUUCACUCUGA
Apodemus sylvaticus (European woodmouse) is the source of this 669-nucleotide messenger RNA. It is a transcript of the gene Tp53tg5, whose product is annotated as TP53 target 5. The transcript is spliced from 3 exons. The record is from RefSeq and is a predicted model, not a curated record. NCBI's taxonomy places the organism in Eukaryota, Metazoa, Chordata, Mammalia, Rodentia, Muridae. The coding region runs from base 1 to 669 and encodes 222 amino acids.